Molecule: messenger RNA, 1585 nt
Organism: Arabidopsis arenosa
Lineage: Eukaryota; Viridiplantae; Streptophyta; Magnoliopsida; Brassicales; Brassicaceae
Source: the annotation of a GenBank genome assembly
AAAACCAACAAUUCCGUCAUGGCAAAGAAGAGAAAGCUCGAAUCUGAAUCCAACGAAACGUCAGAGCCGACGGAGAAGCAGCAGCAAUGUGAAAAAGAGGAUCCGGAAAUCAGAAAUGAUGAUAAACAGAGAGACCUCGACGAAGAAGUAGUAGAACAAGACGCACUAAAGGAGGAAGCUAAAGGUGAAGAUAAUACAGAGGCGGAGACGUCGUCCGGAUCUGGGAAUCGGGGAAAUGAGGAUGAUGACGAAGAAGAGCCCAUCGAGGAUCUGUUAGAACCGUUUUCAAAGGAUCAACUUUUGAUUCUUCUCAAGGAAGCAGCAGAGAGACAUCGCGAUGUUGCCAAUCGAAUCCGGAUUGUGGCGGAUGAAGAUCUUGUUCAUCGUAAGAUCUUUGUUCACGGGCUUGGAUGGGAUACUAAAGCCGAAACACUUAUCGAAGCUUUUAAGCAAUACGGAGAGAUCGAAGAUUGCAAAUGUGUGGUUGAUAAGAUAUCUGGGCAAUCUAAAGGUUAUGGCUUUAUCCUCUUUAAGUCAAGGUCUGGUGCUCGUAACGCUCUUAAGCAGCCUCAGAAGAAGAUUGGAACUCGUAUGACUGCGUGCCAGCUAGCGUCUAUAGGACCUGUUCAGGGAAACCCUGUUGUGGCUCCUGCUCAGCAUUUCAAUCCUGAGAAUGUUCAGAGGAAGAUCUAUGUUAGUAACGUUAGUGCAGACAUUGAUCCGCAGAAGUUGCUGGAGUUUUUUUCAAGAUUUGGAGAGAUUGAAGAAGGUCCUUUGGGGCUUGAUAAAGUUACUGGGAGACCUAAAGGUUUCGCUUUGUUUGUCUAUAGAUCCCUGGAAAGUGCCAAGAAGGCAUUGGAGGAGCCACACAAGACUUUUGAAGGCCAUGUCUUGCAUUGCCACAAAGCAAAUGAUGGGCCUAAACAGGUUAAGCAACAUCAACAUAACCAUAACUCUCACAAUCAAAAUUCCCGCUACCAAAGGAACGACAGCAAUGGUUAUGGUGCACCUGGAGGCCAUGGACAUUUCAUAGCUGGUAAUAACCAAGCUGCGCAGGCGUUUAACCCGGCUAUUGGCCAAGCCCUCACAGCUUUGCUGGCAUCUCAGGGUGCUGGGUUGGGUUUGAACCAAGCAUUUGGGCAGGCUUUGUUGGGGACAUUAGGGACAGCUAGCCCAGGAGCUGUAGGAGGAAUGCCAAGUGGCUAUGGUACUCAAGCAAAUAUCACGCCUGGGGUCUAUCCUGGGUACGGUGCCCAAGCCGGGUUUCAGGGCGGUUAUCAGACUCAGCAACCUGGUCAGGGCAGUGCUGGAAGAGGGCAGCAUGGUGUUGGGUAUGGUGGUCCUUACAUGGGUCAGAUGUAGCCACUCAGAUAUUCCAAUACAGUACUUUUUAUAUUGGCCUGGUGAAUCUUCUGAAGUUAUUAAGGAGCUGAUGCAAAUGGAGUUGUUUAGUUUUUGGAUGAAAUGUUACUCUUUCGUGUCUUCAAAAGCCAUGACUCUUCAAACCUUUCAAGAAGUUUUAGUUUUCCCCUACUUAUUUUCUCAACUCUUUUUAUGAUAUCCCAAAUACAGUGUUCUGAUUUAA